AUGAUAUUUGUAUUAUAUGCUAUGUUGUCUAAGUUGAUUUCAGCCGAAUCAACUGCUACUGAAUAAACUAGAGAUUACUGUUCUCUUCCUGAUGCAAUUUAUGCAGAUGGUGUUUCUGCAGCGGAUUUUGGAGCUACUGGAUGGAGUUAUGCUAACGCUGAUAAUUGGGCAGGUAUAACGAUAUAUGAUUAAAUUAGAUCUUGUUGUUACUUGUGGAGGUAGCUACUAAUCACCCAUUGAUAUUGUUACAAGUGGAACAACUUCAGAAGCUAUUUAACCUAAAAUUAACUACAAAAGUAAAGAUGUUGGGACUGGAUAUGAAGAAGCAAACAGUAAUAUUUGAUUACAUAAUUUUAGAACCAUAUACCAAAGAAUAUGAAGGAGAAUACUCAGAAAUUGAAGUAACUGAUGCUUCUGGUUCGGUUUACCGUUACUAUGCCAAAUAAUUUCAUAUUCAUACACCAUCAGAGCAUACCAUUGAUGGAAAAUAUUUUGAUUUAGAAAUUCAUUUUGUUCAUCAAGUAAGCUGUUUUAACUAUCCUAGGCUAUCCAAGAUGAUGAAUAAGACUGUAAUAAAGUUAAAAAUAAACUAACUGUUUUUGGCUUAAUGUUUUCUUAGUCCACUAGUGCAGCAGAUUAUGAUGCAUUCAAACCAUGGUUUGAUUCAAACGUUACUGGAGAAGUUGAUUCCUUUGAUUUAAAGUAACCUUUUAAUAUUUAAAAUAGUGAUUUCUUCUCCAAAAUGUCUGAUGUUACCUAUUAUCAUUAUAAUGGAAGUUUAACCACACUUCCAUGUUCAUAAACUGUUAAUUGGGUAGUUUUCUAAUAACCGUUACCUAUUUCACCUGCCUAAUUAAAACAAUUCUAAGAUUUCUUGGGUGAUUCAACUCUUUUCCCUAUUAAACACAAUAAUAGGCCCAUUUAACAUUUAAAUGGUAGAAAGAUUUUCAAAGGAGUAAUUUAUAUUGAGGAAUUAUAAUUAGACUGCCAUAACCGCAGGUGUUACUGAAUUACCAGAAGGUUAAGCAUCUUUUGCAUAAACACUUUUUAUGGUUAUUUUAAUGACCAUUUUGAUAUAAUGAAAAAUUAUAUGUUUUAAUCAAC
Paramecium sonneborni is the source of this 1104-nucleotide messenger RNA. Lineage: Eukaryota; Ciliophora; Oligohymenophorea; Peniculida; Parameciidae. The record is from the annotation of a GenBank genome assembly.